Nymphaea colorata (pocket water lily) is the source of this 1904-nucleotide messenger RNA. RefSeq names its product probable flavin-containing monooxygenase 1. Gene Ontology annotation, molecular function: NADP binding; N,N-dimethylaniline monooxygenase activity; flavin adenine dinucleotide binding. Bases 133 to 1740 code for a protein of 535 amino acids. The transcript is spliced from 5 exons. The record is from RefSeq and is a predicted model, not a curated record. Lineage: Eukaryota; Viridiplantae; Streptophyta; Magnoliopsida; Nymphaeales; Nymphaeaceae.
UCCUCAUUGCACCUCUCGUCUCUCGCUUCCCAUCUUCCUUUGUUAUUUGCCCUCUCGCUCCAUCUCUCUCUCUCUCUCGUUUAUACUGCAUAAAAGCCUUCUGAAAAGUCUUUUCCCGGAAUCACUUGGCCCAUGGCAAACCUUCACGAUUCCGGAACAGGAACCCCUGAAAUCUCCAAAGUAGGCAUUAUAGGUGCUGGGGUUAGCGGCAUUGCUGCAGCCAAGCAACUCCGCAAUUUCUCCCCCAUCGUCUUCGAAGCCACUGACUCCGUUGGUGGCGUCUGGAAGCACUGCGCCUUCCACUCCACGAGACUGCAGACCCCUCGAAACGACUAUGAAUUUUCCGACUACCCCUGGACGCCUCUCCCCGAUUAUCCCCCGCCGGAGAAUGAUUCUGCAACCUUCCCUACCCACCUUGAAAUCGUCGAAUACCUUGAGAAUUAUGCUCGUCAUUUCGACGUACUCAAGUUCGUUAAAUUGAACCACAGGGUGGUGGAGAUCAAGUAUCUGAGCGACAGGAAACCCACGUACUAUGACGGUAUGUGGGGGGAUUUCGGUAAGCCGCUUUCCGGCGACCCGGCGUGGGAAGUUGGCGUCCGAACCCCUCUCUCUGAAGACAUUCAGUGGUUCAAGUUUGAGUUCUUGGUGGUGUGCCUGGGGAAGUACGGGGACGUGGCCAAGAUGCCAGAGUUUCCGACGGGGAAGGGGCCGGAGAUCUUCCAGGGAACUGUCCUCCACUCGCUCGAUUACUCCAAACUUGGCCGGCAGGAAGCGGAGCGCCUCGUUAAGGGAAAGAAGGUGGUCGUCGUCGGUUACAAGAAAUCUGCUAUUGAUUUCGCCACCGAAUGUGCGGAGGUCAACCAAGGACCAGAUAGACAGCCUUGCACCAUGUUGAUCAGAACACUGCAUUGGAUGAUGCUUCCUUCUUAUUCUGUUUGGGGAAUUUCCUUCCUCCUGCUCUAUGCCACAAGGUUUUCACAGUUCCUCCACGAAAGGCCAUCAAUGAGCCUCCUCCGAGCACUCCUCUGCUUGUUACUCUCUCCUCUGAGAAAAGCAAUCUCGAAGUUCAUCGAGCUAUACUUGAUAUGGAAGCUUCCAUUAAGAAAAUUCGGACUGGUGCCCGAGCAUGCAUACGAGGAGGAUUACGCAUCGUGUCAAAUGGCAAUCCUGCCGGAAAAGUUCUUUCCAGCAGCCGAGGAUGGACGGAUUUGCUUCCGCCGCUCAUCCAAGUGGUGUUUCUGGAGCGGUGGCGUAGAAUUGGAAGAUGGAAGCAGGUUGGAAGCAGAUGUGGUCAUGCUGGCAACCGGUUUCGAUGGGCUUAAAAAACUCAAGUGGAUCUUUCCAGAGCCUUUCAGGCAUUAUAUUCAGGACUCCUCAGGCAUCGUGCCUUUAUACAGGGGGACUGUCCAUCCUUUGAUUCCACAUAUGGCAUUUGUUGGGUACAUCGAGAGUGUUUCAAAUCUCCAUACUUCUGAGAUCAGGUGCAGGUGGCUGUCUUCGCUUCUGCAAGGUGCUUUUGUUCUCCCCACUGUGGACAAGAUGGUGUACGAGAUAAGCAAACAGAUGGAAGUGAUGAAGAGGACUACCAGGUUUUACAAACGGCACUGCAUCUCAACAUUUAGCAUUAACCACACAGAUGAAAUGUAUGAAGACAUGGGACUGAGCCCAUGGAGGAAGAGGAACUGGCUUCAGGAGGCUUUCUCUCCCUACUCCAACCGUGACUACAAAGACGACAACUAGCGCACUUUCUAACAGUUUGGGCACGGUACGCUACUACAAAACAAUCAAGGGAAGAUAAUGGAAGGAUGUCUGCGUUAGGCCUUUCAAAACAUGCAGGAGAAGGACAUUGUCUGUCAUGAAUAAAGCAAAUAAUUAAUGUUUUCUGCCGAUAUUGUCGUUAAUAA